This is a messenger RNA of Cuscuta europaea, 9975 nucleotides long. NCBI's taxonomy places the organism in Eukaryota, Viridiplantae, Streptophyta, Magnoliopsida, Solanales, Convolvulaceae. The record is from the annotation of a GenBank genome assembly.
GAAAAAAUCCAACAAUUAAUGGAAGAAAUGGAACCCUACGUCCAAAACUCCAAACAGAUCUGGGUAACCCCAUCAUUUAUCUAACCCCGCUCGCCGGCUCUGCAUCUUUACUCUCCGCUGACUCCACUCUCGCCUGCAGGAAAAGCCCAUCAACUCGCUGCUACCUGUCCCCUUACGUCCGUACUCCGUCGACUGUAAGCAUCCCCGUUAUAUUCAGCCCGGCCGUGGUCGAGGCUUUUGGCGCUGUUUCCGGCCAACCACGCACUAGGUGGAGUGUCCUACACGUACACGUGUCCACCAUUGCCCCUGUGUCCGCCACGCCAUUUUCCCAAGUCUGGCGUGUCCCUUUCAUAGAUCCCAUGGAAGUGAAUCAGCUUAAACCAUACACUUUAGUCAUGUCAUAGAUAUCUCAUUGUCAUGUCGUCUAAAGGCUCAAAAACUAAACCUGACCAUGAAACACGUGCCAGGCGACAAAAGGCACUUGAAGCUCCAAGAGAACCUCCACGCUCUAAAACACACUGGGAUCAUGUUCUUGAGGAGAUGGUAUGGCUGUCAAAGGACUUUGAGUCCGAGAGAAAAUGGAAAUUGGCUCAAGCAAAGAAGGUUGCAACAAGAGCAAGCAAAGGUGCAGACCAGGCAUCAAGAGGAGAAAAAAAAGUGAAGGAAGAAGAGCUACGCUUGAGGAAAGUGGCCCUGAAUAUAUCCAAGGAUGUAAAAAAGUUUUGGAUGAAAAUCGAGAAGCUGGUUCUCUACAAGCAUCAGUUAGAGCUCGAUGAGAAGAAGAAAAAAAUACUUGAUAAACAGCUUGAGUUUCUUCUUGGGCAAACUGAGAGGUACUCAACAAUGCUGGCAGAGAACCUAGUUAGCUCACCAACACAGUGCAAGGGGAUUAAGAAAUCCUCUUGUCAGGAAAACUUGCAAACUCAACAUGGAGAAGGAACUCUAGAUGAUGAAAACAGAAGUGCUGAAGAAAAAUUUGAGUCUCAGUCAGUUGUUCCUGAUAGAGAUGAUGAUUAUGGUUUAAUGUCUGAGGAUGGCUCAGAAGAUGAUGAGCAUACAAUUGAGGAAGAUGAAGCUCUUAUUACUAGGGAAGAAAGAGAAGAAGAACUCGAUGCCCUACAAAAGGAAAUGGAUCUACCUAUUGAGGAGCUUCUGAAACGUUAUGCAAAGGAGCAAGUCUGCAGAGAAAAUAGCCUAGUUGAAGAUGACAAUGUGCCUAAGGUGAUUAGCUCUCCAGAAGAUAAUGCCAAAGAGGGAGAUUUUGCAGUUGGUUCUGAUAUUGAAAGAGACACCUCCUCUCCAACUCCUGGUCGUGGUUGUGUUGAAAACAAUGGUGUUUUGUCAACUUCUGAUAAUCAUUUGAAAGAACUGGAGCCCAAGUAUAGCAACACACGAAGGAGACUCCAGGGUUCCGGCAAAAUGCAUAUUUUAGAUGAAUUUAAAAACGAGCAGGAUGGUGUUGAUGAUGAUGGUGAUUUUGUUACAGCUUUUGAAGACAGUGAAAGUUAUGUGGAUGAUGAGACGACUCUUUUAGAGGAGGAGGAGCUAGCAAAGGCAGAGCCAAAUGGUGGGGAAAAUGAGAUUCUACUUUUGCAAAUGGAGGGUGAAAUUCCUAUAGAUGAACUACUUGCAAGGUAUAAAAAGGACAAUGAGUAUGAUGAUAGUAUGAAUAGUGGCUCUGAAUCUGCAUCCUCAUCGGGUUCUGAGGGAUUAUCUGGUUCAUCAAUGCACGGAAUGUCCAAUCUGAAAAUACUGGAUGAUGAAUCAAGAGUUGUGCAACCCAUUGCAUGCCCUGAUAAAGAAGUUAAUGAAACUGAUGUUGUGGUUAAUUCUGGUGAAGGAGAAAGUGAGAAUCGACUUGCUGAUGCAGCCGCAGCUGCUAGAUCUGCACAACCAACGGGUAAUACAUUCUCAACAACAAAAGUGCGUACUAAGUUCCCUUUCCUUCUGAAAUAUUCUCUACGUGAGUACCAACACAUUGGGUUGGACUGGCUUGUGACAAUGUACGAGAAGAAACUAAAUGGGAUCCUAGCAGAUGAAAUGGGUUUGGGGAAGACAAUUAUGACUAUUGCUCUUCUUGCUCACCUCGCCUGUGAUAAAGGAAUAUGGGGCCCUCAUCUCAUUGUUGUCCCGACUAGUGUCAUGCUUAACUGGGAAACUGAAUUUCUCAAGUGGUGUCCUGCCUUUAAAAUACUGACGUAUUUUGGCAGUGCAAAAGAGCGGAAGAUAAAGAGGCAAGGAUGGUUGAAACCAAAUUCUUUCCACGUCUGUGUUACAACUUACAGACUUGUAAUACAAGACUCCAAAAUUUUUAAGCGGAAAAAGUGGAAGUACUUGAUUUUGGAUGAAGCCCAUCUUAUUAAGAAUUGGAAAUCACAGAGGUGGCAGACCCUUCUUAAUUUCAACUCGAAACGGCGUAUUCUGUUGACUGGUACUCCGUUACAAAACGAUCUUAUGGAGCUGUGGUCUCUGAUGCAUUUUUUGAUGCCUCAUAUUUUUCAGUCUCAUCAAGAAUUCAAGGAUUGGUUUUGCAAUCCCAUAUCUGGUAUAGUUGAGGGGCAAGAAAAGGUGAACAAAGAAGUUGUUGAUCGUCUGCAUAAUGUCCUCCGCCCCUUCCUACUCAGACGAUUGAAAAGAGAUGUGGAGAAACAGCUCCCCCUAAAAUAUGAACAUGUCAUCUAUUGUAGACUCUCAAAGAGACAGCGCAAUCUGUAUGAAGAUUUUAUUGCUAGUGCUGAGACACAAGCAACUCUAGCUAGUUCAAACUUCUUUGGCAUGAUUAGUGUUAUUAUGCAACUCCGUAAAGUCUGCAAUCAUCCUGAUCUAUUUGAAGGACGCCCUAUUGUAAGCUCUUUUGAUAUGAGUGCCAUUGAUAUCCGCUUGAGUUCUUCUAUCUGCUCAAUGCUUAUGCCCAGACCAUUUUCUGCUGUUAACCUUGUUGGUUUGGGGCUUGUAUUUACUCAUCUGGAUUAUUCAAUGACUUCUUGGGAGAGAGAUGACAUUCAAGCUAUUGCUAUGCCACCAGGCUUGUUUGAUGGUCUUGCAAAUCUUGAAGAAACGGAAUCUGAAUUAAACUACGAGAGAAAGUCUCACGGAUCUAGCAUUUUUGCAGAGAUCCAAAGGGAACUUAGGAUGGACAGACUAAAUGAAGCAAAGAAGCAUGCAGAGUCCCUAGCAUGGUGGAAUUCUUUGAAGUGCAAAAGGAGACCCAUUUACUCAACAGAUUUACGUGAUAUAGUCACUAUAAAAUAUCCAGUAAAUGACAUUCACAGUCAAAAUAACAAUCCAUUUACUUGGUCCUCUAAUCUUUCUCAUAUUGUACUGUCACCUGUUUCAAGAUUUCAACAGAUGGUCGAUCAGGUUGAAAGCUUUAUGUUCACAAUCCCUGCAGCACGUGCUCCAGCACCUGUUUGUUGGUGCAGCAAAAGUGGGACAUCUGUGUUCUUUCACCCAACUUUCAAGCAGAGGUGUUCUGAAGUACUUCUGCCCCUUCUAGCCCCUCUUCGCCCUGCAAUUGUCAGAAGACAACUGUACUUCCCUGACAGGCGGCUGAUACAGUUUGACUGUGGUAAGUUGCAACAGCUUUCAGUUCUGCUGAGGCGGUUGAAAUCAGAAGGCCACCGCGCAUUAAUUUUCACCCAAAUGACUAAGAUGCUUGAUGUUUUAGAAAAUUUUAUUAAUUUGUAUGGUUAUACUUACAUGCGCCUGGAUGGUUCCACUCCACCAGAAGAGAGACAAACCUUGAUGCAACGCUUCAACACAAACCCCAAAAUUUUUCUCUUUAUCCUAUCAACCCGCAGUGGAGGUGUUGGCAUUAAUUUGGUUGGUGCAGAUACAGUUAUAUUUUAUGACAGUGACUGGAAUCCAGCUAUGGACAGCCAGGCUCAGGAUCGUUGCCACAGGAUAGGACAGACGCGUGAAGUACAUAUUUAUCGAUUAAUCAGCGAGAGCACCAUUGAAGAGAAUAUUCUUAAAAAGGCAAAUCAGAAGCGUGCUCUUGAUGAUUUGGUCAUACAGAGUGGUGGCUAUAACACAGAAUUCUUAAAGAAGCUGGAUCCUCUGGAGCUGUUUUCGGAUCAUAGAACAUUUCCAUUGAAAAAUGCUCAAAAUGGGAAGAGCUCUGAUGGUGCCGAGGUUCCUCUCUCUAAUGCUGAUGUAGAGGCCGCUUUGAAGAAUGCUGAAGAUGAAGCUGAUUAUAUGGCACUGAAGAAAGUUGAACAAGAAGAUGAUCUGGACAAUCAGGAAUUUACAGAAGAAGCAGUUGCAAGGAUGGAGGAUGAUGAACUUGCUAAUGAUGAAGAGAUGAAGGCUGACGAGCAUUAUACUGAUGAUAAUAAUAAUAGUAAUAUUAAUAAAGAGAGGGCUGGUAUCUCAAAUGGUGGUGAUCUAAAUGAAGACCGGGCUAUCACAUUGGUUGGUAAAGAUGAAGAUGCUGAUGUGUUGGAUGAUGUAAAACAGAUGGCAGAGGCUGCUGCUGCGGCCGGUGCAGGGCAAGCAAUUUUGUCUUUUGAGAAUCAACUACGUCCAAUUGAUAGGUAUGUUGUGCGUUUUCUGGAGUUGUGGGACCCUAUCAUAGAUAAAACUGCAGUGGAGUUGCAAGAUCGUUUUGAAGAAACAGAAUGGGAACUUGAUCACUUAGAAAAGCUAAAGGAGGAUAUGGAAGCUGAUAUGGAUGAUGAUGAAGAGCCUUUAGUUUAUGAAAAAUGGGAUGCUGAUUUUGCAACUGAGGCUUACAGACAGCAUGUGGAGACAUUGGCUCAAAUUCAGUUGAAGGAAGAAUUGGAAUCUAAAGCUAGAGAGAAGGAGCUAGCUGAGUAUGAAAAUUCUAUUGGCAAUGAUGUUGUAGCUUCUUCUAAGCCCAAGCUAAAGAAGAAAUCAAAGAAAACAAAGUUCAAAUCUUUGAAGAAAGGUGGCCUAGGUGCUGAAUCAAAACCGAUGAAAGAUGAGUCACCAACUGAAUACAUGUCCACAGAUGAUGAGAUAUAUGAAGAGGUUGUCACCACCCCAGAAAUUGCAUCUGCACGCUCAGUUCAACCUAGGAAGCGUAAACAUGCAUCAUGUGGAGAGGAGUCUAAACAAUUGAAGAAGUCAAAAAAAUUCAAGAAGACUUCAGAGGUUUCUCCCCUAUGUCUAGAACUGUCAUUUCCGAUCCAGCAGGAUGAAUCUACUGAUUUAAAACAUCUUGAGAGGAACACAGUCGAUUCUGAAAUUAAGUCAUCAAGCAAGAGCAAGAUGGGAGGGAGAAUCACAAUUAACAUGAUGCCAGUAAAGCGCGUUCUUACUUUAAAACCAGAGAAGGUGAGAAAGAAAGGUUUAUCUAAAGAUUACUUUCCUUCUGCUGAUAAAUGGUUGCCACAAGAAGAUGCUAUAUUGUGUGCGGCUGUCCAUGAAUAUGGCCCUCACUGGAGUCUUGUUAGUGAUAUCUUGUAUGGAAUCACCGGUGGUGGAGUUUACACAGGGAGAUUUCGCCAUCCUGUUCAUUGCAAUGAAAGGUUUAGGGAACUCAUACACAGAUACAUUAUUUCUGCCCCUGAAGUUAUAAAUAGUGAUAAGGUUAACAAUAUUUGCACCGGAAAGGGCCUCCUAAAGGUAACCGAGGAGAACCUACAAACAUUGUUAGAUGUGGCCUUGGAAUUGCCAGAUCGUGAACCCCUCAUGCAAAGGCAUUUUUUUGCCCUUCUAUCAUCUGUCUGGAGGUCCAGGAAAAGUGGCACGUGCAUCAGUUCAUCUUCACAAAGUGGUUUCAGUUGUUUAAUGUUGAAAUCAAUGGUUGGUCGUUAUUAUUCUCAAAAUCCCAUCAGGCCACAGGCUAAAUUGGCAUUUACUAACCUUAGACAGUGUAGCAUAUUAGUAGGAGCUGCACUUAUGGAGAACCCCUGUAGACAGACUGAUAAGGCUGUCUCUAUCUCUAAACUGAAGAAAGAAGCCUCUGUUUUUUCUGAGGAGCGGUUGGAUGUUACUCUUGAACUUCAGGCAGAAAAAGAUGAUAAUGACAUCUCUAUCCCACAUCUCGUACGGCUUGAAAUACUUGGUCUUGAUUCACCUCCAUCAAAACUGCAUACAGCUGAAGAUAUCCACUUGAAGCCUUCCCAACACACAGCUGAAAACCGAUUUAGGGAUACAUUAAAUGCUUGCUUUGAAGGCUGUGGGGAUUGCCCAUCACUCACUUUUCCUACUGUGGAGUCCAAGCCAAAAACAGCAUCCAAACCACCAACUGCAGGAAAGAACAAACUAGCUCAUUCUGAAUCAGCAAGAACUUCCAAAUCAAAAUCCAAAAAGGCUCCAGUCAUGCAUACUGAUCCACAUACAGCUAUUGGAAAAGACCAAAGUCAAAUCUUCCAACCAACCGCAGCAUUAGAAGUCGGAAUACAUCAUCAUGAUUUUGAAAAUACCUUCACUCUCGACAUGAAUGACAAGGAUGAACUUGAUGUUGAGUGUAUAGAUCUUGUGCCCCACAUUUACACCCCUGGCUUGUUGUCUGGGCUAGAUGACUGUUCAACUUUCCUCGAAUUCACGGAUAUUGGAUAGUUUAGGAACAUCAUGUGUUCUUGAUGAGUCUAAUGUGAGAGUGGCUCGUAAUUAUGGAGAUACAAAGUGGGCAUGUGUUCCCAAACAGCUGGAGUUCCAUUGCAGGAUAAAUGACUGACAAUCAACACAGGAGGAGGCAUGAGUGGAUUAGUCAAGAAGCCGAAGCAUCUUAAAUCUGAGCUUAAAGUUUGGAAUAAGGAGGUGUUUUGGUAAUAUUUUUGAGGAGAUUCAGAAAUGUGAGCAAGAUGUUUUACAGGCUGAAAAAAACUUUGAGGAUUACCCUAGUGAUUCUAAUAGAGAAGAAUGGUUCUACAAGAAAGGUUUACUUAUUCAGAAGUAUAAGUAUGAGAGGAAAUUCUGGAAACAAAAAGAAAAAAUCCAUUGGUUAAAAGAGGGGGAUAUCAAUACUAACUUUUUCCAUUCCUUUGUUCAAACUAGAAGAAGAAAGCAGAGCAUUAUUUCCAUCAAAGAUCAGAAUGGUCAAACCUUGGAUUCUCCAUCAGUGAUUGGGAAGGCUGCAGUCAAAUUUUUCUCUGACCUGUACAUUGAAAAAGAAGGCAAUAUUAGUCAAGAUAUUCUUCAAUGCAUACCCAAAAUCAUUACUCAGGAGGAUAAUUUAAUGCUCACUAAAAUACCAGACAAUGAAGAAGUUAAAAAGGUUGUCUGUGAUCUCAAUCAGGACAGUGCUCCUCGCCCUCGCCCUGAUGGAUUUCAUGGUAAAUAUUUCAGGAAAUGUUGGGUCAUAAUGGGUAAAGAUGUGGUUAGAGUUGUUCACGAAUUCUUCAUUGGUCUCCCUAUACCUCAAGGUAUUGCUAAUUCUCUUAUUAUUAUGAUUCCUAAAUCUGAAAACAGUACAUUAUUUGGGGAUUUUAGACCUGUUUGUUUAUCAAACUUCAUCAGUAAGGUGUGUACUAAAGUUAUGCCCUCAAGACUUUGUGAUGUGCUUCCUAAAAUUAUCUCAGAAGAACAGAAUGGGUUUAUGGCUCAAAAAGAUAUUGCUGACCAAAUUUUGAUUGCUCAAGAAAUGGUGCACUGUAUUGAUAAGAAGAUUAGGGGCACUAAUCUGAUGGUCAAGUUGGAUAUGGCUAAAGCCUUUGAUAAGAUUUCCUGACAGUUUCUUUCAUCUAUUCCGACUAAAUUUGGGUUUUCAGCUCAAUUUACACAUCUGGUUAUGAAUAAUUUGAAAGCUACACACCUAUCAAUUCUGAUUAAUGGAUCCCCAUUUGGUUUUUUCAAACCAACUAGGGGUGUUAAACAAGGGGAUCCCCUGUCACCUUUUCUUUUUAUUAUUGCCUCUGAAGCUUUUUCAAGGGGGCUUAAGUGGAUGGUUGGGACAGGUAGGAUUAAGCCUUUCUGGAUGGGUAAGAAUGGUGUGCCUAUAUCUCACUUGGGCUUUGCUGAUGAUCUCCUUAUUUUUCUAAAUGGUGAGGCUAGAUCUCUGAUGAAUUUUAAAAGCUUUCUUAGUAGAUAUCAAGAGGCUUCUGGACAGGAGAUUAGCUUUGAGAAAAGUUCUAUCAUAUGUGGUAAAUCCAGUGUGGCAAGAAAGAAUAGAAUAAAAACAUUACUGGGUAUGAAGUUGGCAGAUCUCCCUAUUAAAUACCUUGGGGUUAAUCUUCAUAAAGGCAUUAAUAGGUAUAAAUAUUGUGGGAAUCUCAUAAAACAGUUUGAAACAAGUUGACCCCCCGGAAACAGAAAAAUAUUACUCAAGGUGGAAGAUUGAUUCUAAUCAAACAUGUUCUGAAUGCUAUUCCUAUGCACAUUCUUGCAGUUGACAAUUUACCUCGAAAGGUUAUUAAGACUAUAAACAAAAAAGUUGUCUUCUUUCUUUUGGGGCUCCUCAAAUCAUAUGAAGAAACAUCACCGGAUUUCUUGGUCUAAGCUUUGCCUCCCUACUUUGGAGGGGGGACUGGGGAUAAGAUCAUUAUCUGAUCUUGAGAAAGCUUAUUCUCUUAAGCUUUGGUGGAAGUGGAAGACAGGGGACUCACUUUGGACUCAAUUUAUUAAAAAGAAAUAUGAGAGAAAUGGAGCUAUGGUACCUAAAAUCACAGAUUCUGGCAUUUGGAGACGUCUAUGCUAUGUUAAUGAUCAUGCUACAGCCCUUGUUUCCUUUGAUGAUGCCGGGAACAUAACCUGGAAUAAUGAGAUACAUGGGUUUGAAGAAGUGAGAGAGCUCUCAUUCAGUUCAAUUAAGUUUCAGAAUAUUUGGGAAUCCAAGUUGGAGCUUAAAAUUAAAAUUUUACAAUGGAAAAUGGCAAAAUGUAUCCUGCCUAUUACAGAUAUGAUGGGGAGGUUUUCUAUGGCGCUUAAUCCCUCAAUAUGUCCUUUGUGCGGGAAGAAUAGGGAUACUAUGAAACAUUUGUUCUUUCAAUGUCCCCAGGUCUUACAGGUAUGGAGAUAUUUUAUGGGAAUCCCUUCACUACUUGAGUUCGAACAUCUUACAUUUGGAUCAGGAAGAUCAAUUGGCGAUACUAAAAGCCUGGUAGGAGUGUUCAGGAGGAAUAUUUUUGGUAUUAUAUGCUGGCACAUCUGGAAAAUAUACUCCAAUCAAAUUUGGGGGUCGGGGGGAACUGUCCCAACAUCGGAUCAAAUUAUUCUUCAAAUAAAAUUGUAUACUCAAGAUUGGGUGUUAAACAUCUCCAAUAUGAAAGUAAAAUCCGUGGGAAACAUUUUGUUUGAAGAGCAGCUUAUCCCUAAAGGAUUUAACUUAAUCAAACCUAGGAUCCAGGUGAUUCGUUAGAGGAAACCGAACAACAAAGGUAAAGUUAAUGUUGAUGCAAGUUACUUAUCUCAUAAAGUGGCCGAAGGUGCUAUCUACAGAAAUGAAAAGGGUGAGUUACUGGCUUCCAUUAGCUUUUGGCUUCAAGCUUCUUUGGCUUUGGAGGCGGAGCUCCUUGCUAUCCUCUUCGCAACGAAAUGGAUGGUUUAUCGAGGCUUUGAUGGGUUUAUGGUGGAAACUGAUUCGAUCUUAGCUCUGGAAUAUCUGGAGGAGGAGAAGAAAAGCCUAUGGAAGGAUAAGAUUUUGGAAAUCACGCAUAUGGCUAAAAGGAAACUGGUGGUUUUUGGACAUACUAUGCGAGAAGCAAACAAAGUGGCCCAUUAUCUAGCAACAGAAUGUGUGGACUCUUUCAGCUCUUAUGACAGCCCAAGAUCCCUACCUACUUUGGCUCGACGGGCCUUUUGGACAAACUAUUUUGGGAUUCCUUCCCUUCGUUAUUAAUUUCUUUUUAUUUUGAUUGUUAUUUUCUGAUGGGUCAGGUCCAGCCCCCCAUCAGUUUUUUCUUUAAUUUCUUUGGUGUUUUUUUGGGAAGGGAUGUCUUCCCUGUAAAGGUUUUUGGUCCAGCCCAAGUCCCCCUUUCUUUUGUAACUCUUUUUUAUUAAUAAAAUCCGGUAAAUGUCCCCCGACAUUUACCCCACUGAUUUUGGUGGUUUGUCUUCCGGGGUGGAAAA